AGAAUCUGGGGUCCAGAUCAAGGCAGCAGAUGCCUCAAGACCCGCCAAUCCGGAAUCCCCUUUGUGAAACAUGCUGGAUCUCAUGCAAUGCCGCGCGCUGUUGCUGGCCUUUUUCGACCUGCAGGAGCUGGCCUGCUCUGAAGGGGGACGGAUUGUGGAGGAGCGAAAUAAUGUGGUGCACGCCCUGGAGAAGAAUCGCUCGCUCCAGGAUUUCGUCACCAGUGGGCAGUUCCCCAGGCCAGCUUUGCGCGGCAAGCCGUUGCAGGAACUCUACCAACGCUACAUGAAGGGGCUGAGUGACAAGGACGAGGAGCUCGCGGACGCCUUUGCCUUCGUGCGGCUUUUGGAUUUAGCGAGGGAAGCCUUGUACGAAGAAAAGGAGGAGCUCGUGGCCCCUUGGCUGCCUGAGGCGCUUUGCGAGCUGAAGAUGCAGGGCUUCGACUUGGUGCAGCUCAAGGCGGUGAACCGUUUGCGGAACGCGUUCAAGUACCAGACCUCGAAGCGCCUCGAGAUUCCUCAGGGGAAGGCCAGCCAGAUCGCAAAGCAGUUGAACGAGAUGUCCCUCUCAACGGACGUGGAGGUUCGCGAGGCCUUGGUGGGCUUGCUCCCGGAGGAAUGCCACCCGCACCUCUCUCUUGACCAACUUUGGGCCGACUACCGGAACGAAGUCGGAGGCGAGCCGAAGCCGAUCGAGCUGCCUGGCGCCUUACACUUGCUGGGAACGCAUUGGUUCAAGUGUCGUGCGGCGCCCCGGCUCCUUGCGAAGUUGGACGUGCAGCUCAACGCUGACAAGUUGUUUGCCGCAAGCGACGGCGCUUUCUUCCACGAGGCCCUGAAGAUCCUAACGGACAAGUAUGCCGACCUUAAGGAGGUGCCGGACAUAGGGCCGCUGCUGCUGGGGCAUGGCAAAGUGAAAGACUUGGAGACGCGCUUGCGGCAACGCGCCAGUCGGGAGAGUCGUAGAUAGGUACCCCAUGCGCAAGCAGCCAGCUGUCCGCCUGCUGCUUGUACCCAAGGCAUUUUGUCGCCUGCAGCAUCCAAUGCGUUUGUCGCCUGGCUGGAGGUUUGCCGCUGUACAGGUUGGAUUGCACGAGACCAGCGCAUGUACAGAAUCGACAUUCACGGCGCAUGAAAAUGACAGC
Molecule: messenger RNA, 1142 nt
Organism: Effrenium voratum
Lineage: Eukaryota; Dinophyceae; Suessiales; Symbiodiniaceae
Source: the annotation of a GenBank genome assembly